Amphiprion ocellaris (clown anemonefish) is the source of this 2602-nucleotide messenger RNA. It is a transcript of the gene aph1b, whose product is annotated as APH1B gamma secretase subunit. Gene Ontology annotation, molecular function: protein-macromolecule adaptor activity. The transcript has 6 exons. Gene Ontology annotation, cellular component: gamma-secretase complex; membrane; endoplasmic reticulum. Gene Ontology annotation, biological process: positive regulation of catalytic activity; Notch signaling pathway; Notch receptor processing. The record is from RefSeq and is a predicted model, not a curated record. The coding region runs from base 152 to 934 and encodes 260 amino acids. Lineage: Eukaryota; Metazoa; Chordata; Actinopteri; Pomacentridae.
CCCUGUGAUUCAGUGGUGUUGAAGCAGAGAUUCACCUGCGAAAACAGGAGGCUGAUAGUAGCCACAAAACCACCGUCAGACAUUAUUUAAUUAGCCUUUUACGGAGCAAGACGAGGCGCUUUAGGCCGCUGAUUUACCCUGAAGAGCCAAAAUGACGGCGGCUGUGUUUUUCGGCUGCACUUUCAUCGCCUUCGGCCCGGCCAUCGCGCUGUUCCUGUUUACUAUCGCCCGGGAGCCGCUGAGGGUCAUUUUCCUGAUAGCAGGAGCAUUUUUCUGGCUGGUGUCACUGCUCCUAUCCUCCUUGGUUUGGUUCAUCUCGGUUCAGAUCAGUAAUAAGGACAGCGCUGCACAGCAGAAAGGUUUGCUCAUUUUCGGUGUGGUUCUGUCCGUCCUGCUGCAGGAAACCUUCCGCUUCGCCUACUACAAGCUGCUGAAGAAAGCGAACGAAGGCCUCCUCGCUCUCAGUCAGGAGGAAACCAUGCCGAUCUCCAUACGGCAGCUGGCCUUACGGUACAUGUCUGGUCUCGGAUUCGGCUUCAUGAGUGGAGCUUUCUCUGUGGUGAACAUCUUGGCCGACUCUGUGGGACCAGGAACCGUCGGGAUCCACGGAGACUCUCAGCACUACUUUCUGUCUUCAGCUUUCAUGACGAUGGCCAUCAUCCUCCUUCACAUGUUCUGGGGCGUCGUCUUCUUCGACGCCUGUGAGAAGCAGCGCUGGUGGGCCGUAGCUGCUGUCGUCAUCAGCCACCUCCUGGUGUCCUGCCUGACCUUCCAGAACCCCGACUAUGUCGCCAGCCUGAUCCCCACCUACGUCAUCUUGUUCCUGAUGGGCGUCUGGGCCUUUUAUUCCGCCGGCGGCUCCCUGAGGAACCUCAAACUCUGCCUCACCUGCAAAGACAAGGACUUCCUGCUGGCCAACCACCGGUCCAGAUAACAAUGCUCACCUGGCAGGGUGCAGGACUCUUUACCCAAAGAUCAUAGAGUUCACACAAACACACACUGAUCUGCUGUUUCACCUCAGACGUGUCUCACCAUCCUCAGUCUAACAGCAGAAAAGCAGCUUUUAAAGGGACAAAGGUGGGAGAUUAUUUUUGAUUCAUGUCCAGCUCAGAAUAGGCUUCUAUUCUAAAUCACAACAUAUCUUCAGCCGAUCAUGUUCCCGGUAAGGUUUGGCUUCUUUAUUUACUGUAAUGUUUUUAACUUUUCUGACCGACAAAAUCUUUCCAGGUGUUGAAUUAUGAGCAAAACGUAAUGUAUAUAAUUCAGCCUUUUUUGAAUUUCCUCAUGUGUAGAUAGUGAAAGCGUUGUGAUACGCCGGCUUUAGUCAGAACAAGAACUUCGAUUUACAGAAGCUGAGAGGGGACAUCAUAGCUGGUAUUUAUUUAUUUUAGCUUAAUUGUGGUUUCAGUACAUAAAAAUUUUGAUAAUCUCAAAGGAAACAACAUCAGUCCUCCUGUUGUGUCAGUGUGUCCCAGCAGAUUAGCUGAAUCUUGGUUUCCACUCUCAAAAUCAGUACAGAUUCAGAAACAAUCGGAUGAAUAUUAUUUCAUGAUCGUAGGGAGAUUGUGAGCAACAAAAGUCUCAUUAUAAUCAGUGUCUUAUCUUCAUAUAACUACACUCCAUUUAAAAACAGAUGAACUGACAGUUUAUUCUCACUUCUUUGUACACAAACGCACCAAUAAUCCAACCAGGUGGAAGUGUUUUCUCAGUGAUCUUUGAAUGUUCACUUUCUUUGUUGCCUUUUUUUAUGUUUUAGCGCAGGAGUCGACGUGUCCAGUGUGUUAGAAAAUCCACACAUCGAAUGUUUUUUUUCUUUCUUUGCACCUGAUUGACUUUAUUUUGUCGUUUAAUCUUCGUGUACAGUUUGUAUAGGCUUCGAUCUGCCGCGUUUCAGUUCAAGAUGUAAAAAAAAUGUUGUGUUGGGCGUGUAGAUUUCUCGCUUUGUGCUGGCACUUUAUUCCAUGACGAAUUUGGCUCAUUCACGUGUUUUUUUUGUCGAAAGUGUUUGCGAUGGAGGAUGUAGGUUGUGGUGCUGUUGAUCUACACUGCAAUAUAAAGCGGUGCCUUCGUGGUUUAACGUGUUUAUUGAUGUAAAAGAAGUGAACAAAACAGGAAAGAUGUGUGUUAGUUUUAUACGAUACAACCAGCCAAAGCUCCUAAAUCAAUUAGAUGUUUCAUUAGUUUAUGACUACAUUUAAUCAGAAGUUCACCUUAUUACCAACAGGUAUGCUAAGUGGCUACCUGUAAUAAGUCAUGUAAUCUCAUAAAUUUAAACGCCAGCGGGACAACUACCAACACAUUCACAUAAAGGUACAGAUUAUACAAGUGAACGGUUAUUAGUGAACCACAAACUGAAAGAAUAACCCCAAAACAACAAGCUCACGUUCAUCUCAAAACAAAAGGAAAUAUCAAAGCGAUGCAGGUGAACUUCGGCUUUGUAAAGUUCAGCAGCACCACAGACUGUAUCGUCUCACUCGGGUUCCGUUUUUAAUGACUUUGAUCUUCUCUUAGGCUUCCAUCGUCAUCAUUUCAAACUUUAAAUGUGUACAGUACUUUGGUUUAUGGCAAAAGCUAUUAAAAACUAACAACAUUCCCAUCAGAA